AUGUCGGAUGCAUCUAGUGAGGGUGGUUGCAGUGGCGGUGCUUCAAUGAAGGUCUCCACUGCAACCCCAGAAAGUGAGGUGGAGAAGCGGUUGCAGCGUUGCAGGGGACCAUGGCUUUAUUGCUAUCCGCGAGCACGCGCCCACUCCUCUCUUCUUGCAUGCUACCGCGCAAUGGGAGGUCGUGGGGGGUUGGCGCCUCAGCGCCUUUGCCGUGACGCCGCCCGUGAUAUAUCGUCGUUGUUUGCAUCGCCACGAACCGCUACGAAAACGGACCAUACGCAGAAUCCCACGCGGAAGGAAGCUCCCUUGAGCUUGCGUCUCGCUCAGCGUAUGUAUCCUUCUUGUCAGAUGCCUCUUGUCAGCGAGAGCACCGUCAGUAUGGUGGAGGCGGUGUUGAGUCAUUUGCAGCUAUCAGAGGGAACGCCUGUAUUCCUGCCAGGAUUGUUGCUCUACCCACACUACCACCUGCUGGAGCUCUUUGAUGCGUGGAACUUGCGUGUCCUUGGCUACGAUGUUGAUUAUGUGACGAUGCGCGUGGAGGAGGACGAAUUCCGCAAGAAACUGCGGGAUGUUGGACACAGUAGCAAUUGUAACAGAAAUUCAAGUAAAAAAAGUUGUAUUUCUUGCAAGGAGUGCUCUGCAAUUGUUUUGUUUAUAGGAGUUGGCGCACGCUUCUUGACUAAUGUGGAAAGCAUUGUAAGUAUCGCACGUGAGGAUUCCCGUGUCUUGACGCUGGAGCUCCAACCUGUCACUGCGGCGUCGUUUUGGCCGGAGACCUGCAGUGCAGGGAGGGCUGACGUGCAAAUCACGUGCAUGGACGCGGCCGGGGAAAUGGGCGGCGCAAUCGCAUUUAGCAAAGAUCCGCUGCUUGCAAGAGGCAUUUUGGCGCGCCUGGAGGGCCGGCCUCUGGCCGCCGCGCGAAGGCAGUGGGUUUCAUUUGCGCGUCACAUCGCUCACGUGAUGGUGUCAGAUGGCAUGAGCUUUCGGCUUGCACUGUGGGUGAUGCAGUGGGGGUCCCUGGCGGCGCAGAAGCUUCGCCCCCGGCGGCGGUGGCCAACCGCGGAGGAGGCGCAGGUGGACGAAACCGCGAGAAGGGCGGGGCGUGGCGCCGUCGCGCGGGCCGACCGCAUCUUUGAGUUCCUCAUGGCAUCACAAGUGAAAGUUGCGCGUGGUGGCGCUACAAGUCGUGAAAAUGAUGGAAUGAGUUCCGUGGGCGACAAGAAGAAGAGCAACAAGAAUAAUGGCCAAAUCAACUUGGUGGUGCCGUCACGUGGUGAGUCACCUAAUUCUGCCUUUUCGCAGCCUCACCGUGGGUUGCUUCUUUGGAUGCUAACCACCGUGACGUCGUUGCAGCGGCGCGUUGACGCAGACUGCUUCUCUCUCUGGGAGUUUCUCAGCCGGCUGCGUAACGACGUGGAGGUUGUUUCGGCCGGGGAGCCGACGACGCCGCGGCGGUGUGUUGCAGGCCACUCCGACAGUUUGUUGCUUCGCGUUCGCGAGCCCGAGGCGGCGGCGCGGGCGUUGCGCACGGCGGGGUUCGACGCCGUCCCCGCCGUCGCUUGUGUCUGGAGCGGCUGCAGCGGGGCGGGCGAGGCACGGAAACGGCUAGUGGCGACGCUGCGGGAAAUUGUGCUCCUUCCUGACUGCCCUCAGAGCGCCGCCCUCGCACAGCACGCCCUCUUCCUCCCGCUCUAUGCGGAGAUGCGGUGGAAAAACCGAGAGAAGCUUCACCACGUGAUGCAGAAAACGUUUCCCGCGUCGCUGUUCUGCAGCCCCAGUGCGCACUUCCGGCAGCAUGUGACGAGCACGCCCUCUCAACACGCCUACCGCUCGACGGAAGUGGAGGCGCUGCUGCGGUCAUGCAAGCAGACUUGUAAGGACACGAACGCCCUCUUCGCGGACUCACAGCCGCUUCUUCUUUGGGCGUUGCUGGGGCCUGUUCCCGGCUACUUGCUCUCGAAGCUUUGA
Messenger RNA from Trypanosoma conorhini, 1968 nucleotides. RefSeq lists its product as uncharacterized. The record is from RefSeq and is a predicted model, not a curated record. The transcript has a single exon. NCBI's taxonomy places the organism in Eukaryota, Euglenozoa, Kinetoplastea, Trypanosomatida, Trypanosomatidae. The coding region runs from base 1 to 1968 and encodes 655 amino acids.